Messenger RNA from Racocetra persica, 182 nucleotides. The record is from the annotation of a GenBank genome assembly. NCBI's taxonomy places the organism in Eukaryota, Fungi, Glomeromycota, Glomeromycetes, Diversisporales, Gigasporaceae.
GUCAAAAAAACUUAGAGCAAAAAAUUGCUACUGAAAAAAACAAAAAAGAAAAGAUUAAAUUAGAAAUUUAUCACACUUUUUUUCUUAAUAAUGAAUUUGACAAAAAACAAGGAACUAUUAAAGAAAAAACUUGUGAAAAAGAACCAAACGCCCUGGCUUGUGGUCCUAAUGAGAUUAAAUAA